UGGUCUUUCUCAACAGGUAACAACUUGGUGCAUGUACAAUAACUACAACAUUGAUGGUUUACGAAAUAUACUACUGAACUGCCAGGAUUAAAAAUAAAAUAAAAAAUCCAAGAUAUAUGAUUAGAGAUCAUAUGUCCAAACAAUAUAUGGAAUGUUUAUAUAUAUAUAUAUAGAUAUAUAUACACACACACAUAUAUGAUGGCAUGAAAGAAAUACUAGAAUCUAUGGAUCUGCCACUGACUCGAAAGAUGUGGCAAGGAAUUUACUACUAGAAGUGUUGGAUAUUCACAAUAUCCCCCUUUCUCUUUCAGAUCUUGCUAUCUAAGUGCUUGGGGUGUUUUUCUAUUUUUGUUUCUGCUAAGGUAGUGGUUUUUUCCACAGGUCCUUAAGCUUUUUCUAUUUGUUUGUUUAGCUUGAAUGUCUGUCUUCAAGUUUUCUUAGGUGUUUUUCUAUUAUGAGGGUAUGCCCUUUGUGAAUUUGUACAUAUUUUCCUGUUGGUUUAUAGAAUCACAAUUAUGAAAAAAAAUAAAAAAAAAUAAUAAUAAAUGCAGGUAUGCUGUAGACAUUAUAUAUAUAUAUAUAUAUAUAUAUAUAUAUAUAGUUGUGUGCGCAUAUUUAUUUACACACCUGUAAACACAUCUAUAUACAGAACCCUUCGAUCAUGUCAACGCUCCUUUUGAGUACUUCAAAUGCAUACUUAUAUAAGUUUAGUUGUUCAAAUUUCCCAUAGUUGAUCUUAGUCCAUUGUAGAAUGUUCAAACUUGCUACACUUCAUCAUAGGUAUUUCCUGAACUGCAGAUCGUAUGAGUUGAAUUCUGUGGUCAUAAUUUAUAACUAGAACGAGACUCGUUAGAAAAAAAUAAAUAAAAAGACGACUUGGGUUCACACUAUUAGAGAGAGUCUUCCACGGAUUGCGCGCACUAUGCAAGCUUGUUGGAAGAUUUAUAAAUCAUAGGACUAGAUAAGUUUCUUUAUGGACUUUUCUUCAUAGACUUUUCAUUCCACUAAAAUAGACCAAGGAUUCAUUUGAAGUUAAAACCGCAAGUUACCUACAAUAAUUAGCUGGAGGAGGAGAGAACACAGAAGAAACAGAAAAGAGAAGAUGGUAAUUGCUAUAUUUUUCUUUCUUCUUCUCUCUACUUUGCAUACACCAUCAGCACAACAAACACAUUCCAAUAUAAGCUUAGGUUCUUCACUAACACCCACCAGUACCAAGUCCUCCUCUUGGCUAUCCCGUUCCGGUCUAUACGCCUUCGGCUUCUAUAAGGAAGCCGAUGGCUAUGCUGUUGGCAUAUUUCUUGCUGGUGGAUUUCCUGAAAAGAUGUCGUCGACUGUCGUCUGGACAGCCAACAGAGACGACCCUCGGCGGGUAGUCCCCAGCAAUACCACUUUGCUAUUCUCUGGCGAUGGACAAUUACUCUUGCGGCCAACACAAGGCCAAGACAUGUAUAUAGCAACCCUUGACCAACCUGCUUCAAACGCUUCCAUGCUUGAUUCUGGCAAUUUUGUCCUCUAUAACUCCGAUCAGCAGAUCAUAUGGCAGAGCUUUGAGCACCCAACCGACACACUUUUGCCCAGUCAGCGCCUCUCAAAUGGGGCAGAAUUGUUCUCUAGUGCUUCGGACACUGACCACUCCAAGGGGAUAUUUCGUCUCGCGAUGCAAACGGACGGACAUCUUGUGCAGUACCCAGUUGAUACUCCGAACACAUUCCCUUACUCUUACUGGGGGUCUGGCACUAUGGGAGCAGGAAGCAACGUGACCCUCAAUCUUGAUGAUGAUGGUUAUCUCUACUUGCUAAACUCAAGUUCCGUCCUAAAAAACCUAACAACAGGAGGAUAUCCUAAAAAAGGAAUGAUGUAUCUGAUGAGAAUUGAUGUGGAUGGUAUAUUCCGGCUUUAUUCACACAGCUUGGAUAAGAAAGGCAACUGGUCAGUUCCAUGGGAAUCUUCCAAAGACAAGUGUGAUCCUAAAGGUCUAUGUGGCCUUAAUGGGUUUUGUACUACAAUGGAUGAGGUAGCUGAUUGUAGAUGUCUUCCCGGAUUCGAUUUUGUUGACCCGGGCAAGUGGAGUUCAGGCUGCGAGAGGAAUUUCACAACACCAAGUUGCAAAGACAGUGAAGCGAAUGUCGAGUAUGAGAUGACGCCAUUACCUAGCACCUCGUGGGAAGACAAUUCAUACUCGGUGUUCUCGUCAGUCCCAACCGCAGAAGAUUGUAAAAAGGCCUGUUUGGAGGAUUGUAACUGUGAGGCUGCACUAUACUCGGGCACAGAGUGCAAAAAGCAGAGGCUUCCUAUGAGAUAUGGAAGAAUAUUGCUGACUGGUGACUCAACACUUGCUUUCAUCAAGGUGGGAACAUCUAAACACAUCAUCAAUGGAGUCCCAGUUGACAAGCAUAAAGAAACCAAGAAAGACCUAAGGUUGGACAUUCUGAUCGUCGGUAUUUUACUUGUUGCUUUGGCCUUUGUUGUGUUAGUGAUUUCUGGAAUACUUAUAUAUAGAAAUCGUGUGUGGGCCUAUAAGAUGAUCUCUGAGAAGGGGAAUGUUGAAUUCGGUGAGGAUGUUGGUCCCAGAGCAUUCACUUAUGCAGAACUAGAGCAAGUAACAAAUGGCUUCGAGGAAGAGUUGGGUAGCGGAUCUUUUGGGAAGGUCUAUAAAGGUGCUCUGUUGUCAGGUCAGAAAAUGGUGGCUGUGAAGAGACUCGAGAAAGUGUUAGAAGAAGGGGAAAGGGAAUUUCGAACUGAGAUGAAAGUAAUAGGGAAAACCCAUCACCGGAAUCUAGUCCGCCUGCUUGGUUACUGCCAUGAUGGGCCUAACAGGCUUUUGGUAUAUGAAUACAUGAGCAAUGGGUCACUUGCAGAUAUACUCUUCGCGCCUGAAAAUCGGCCGAGUUGGGAUGAAAGAAUCAGACUUGCUCUAGACAUUGCCAGAGGCAUUCUUUAUCUGCACGAAGAGUGUGAAACGCAGAUCAUCCAUUGUGACAUCAAACCUCAAAACAUACUCAUGGAUGAGCACGGGCAUGCCAAAAUUUCCGACUUUGGAUUGGCAAAGCUCCUAAAGCCUGACCAGACUAGGACCUUUACCGGGAUCAGAGGAACGAGGGGUUAUGUUGCUCCUGAGUGGCAUCGUAAACUGCCUGUGACAGUUAAAGCAGAUGUUUUCAGCUUUGGAAUUGUAUUAUUAGAGAUCAUAUGUUGCAGGAGGAGUGUGAAUUGGAGCCUUUCAGAUGAUGAAGCCGUUCUUGAAGAAUGGGUUUACGAUUGUUUCGAAGCUGGUGAGAUGAGUAAACUUUUGUGUGAUGAGCAGGUUGACAAGCGGAAACUGGAGAGAAUGGUUAAAGUAGGUCUCUGGUGCAUCCAAGAUGAGCCAUCGCUCCGCCCUUCAAUGAAGAAAGUUUUAUUGACGCUGGAAGGAACUGUAGACAUCCCAGUACCUCCCAAUCCUACUUCCUUUUUAAGUACCAUGUAGUUUUCUUUUGUUAGUUUCUCUUUGUUUUCCGUUGAUCAAAUUUUUGUUGCAUUAGUUUGUCUAUGACCCAAAAUUGUAAUAAAUUCGAAUUAAGAUUAUUGAUUAGAAAAAUCAAAGGUAUAGUUUCUUAUCUCUAAA
Molecule: messenger RNA, 3604 nt
Organism: Cornus florida
Lineage: Eukaryota; Viridiplantae; Streptophyta; Magnoliopsida; Cornales; Cornaceae
Product: G-type lectin S-receptor-like serine/threonine-protein kinase LECRK3
Exons: 1
Coding region: 1103-3466 (787 amino acids)
Biological process (GO): protein phosphorylation; recognition of pollen
Molecular function (GO): ATP binding; protein serine/threonine kinase activity
Source: RefSeq, a predicted model, not a curated record